CGAUGCCAAGUUGCCGAUGAUCGCGGUUAUUUAUCGCCCGACAUUUCGUUCCGGGGGACUUUUAUCAGCGAUAAACGGCGUAUUUCGCGGCCGCGGAUCCAUCAGGCGCGACGGCGUGCGCGACCGCGCGCGAUUGGCCGCGCGGAAGCACCGCGUUACCGCCCCCUCAGUACGUUAUGGAAUGCGCGAGGGACAGCUACCGUGUUACGCAGCUCCGCACGAUGCCCGGCCGUAGAGGCACGCCAACGGACCGGAAUACGUGCGUGCGACGCGGCCGCGGGUACGACGUCUCGCUGCCCGACACCGGACACGGUAUUCCCCUGGAUAGGCCUGGCUGUCUACUGACUACAAUGGGCUGAUGCAACUGAUUCACUGGCACUCAGAUGCUCCCGUCUCCGCGACGUCGUCCACAUGAGAGAACUAACUUGAAAGUUAAUGGUGCAUCUGCGCCCUGCGUCGUUGUUGUCCUCGUCAACGUAAUGGGGGAGCCAGUUAAGAAAAAGCAGCGCAUUGAGAUCGGCCCGGACGGGGCCAAGAACGGGCUCGCCGACAUCGAGGAGCUGCAGAACAGCCUGCUCGCGCGCUGCCUGUGCCAUAUGCCAGAGAGCCGACUGCGUAAGCCGUUCACCAACUUCAUGGUGAUCGAAGCGGACGGUAGCACCCGCUACGCCGUGCUGUCCGACUGGGACACGGACCAGAUCCUGGAGUGCCUGACCGCGCUGCAGCUGCUGUUCGACCUGGCCAUCAAGCAAAGCCUGAGGAACGUCAUGUGCAAGCGAGUGGCGGAAGUCUGCGACGCGGUAGCGCGGAACGAGUACGGCAUCGUCGACCAGAUCAUCGACCUAUCCUACACGACCAACAAGUUCGUGUCGUACGCGGCGAGCCGCGUGCUCGCGUCCUUCUUCAUCGUCACACGGGACAACGUGGAGGCCGUCUGGCUGGAGAGGCUCACGCAGUCCCUGCACAACACGCACUCGCCCAGUCAGAUGCAGUUCACUCUGGACGUGGUCAAGCGAGUGAUCGAGCACAAGGAUUGCAGCGUACACCCGGAGGACGGGGACACGUCCGCGCCGCCGGCCGGCUGCAACACGGUCGUCGUCACCGACUUCGACAGCACGGCGAUUAAGGCGAUGUGUGUGAAGGCGCUCGAGUCCAAGUGGACCUUGCUCGUGCCCAAGUUCAAUGACAUUCUCGCGGCGUACAUGCCGCAGCACGCGUCCGUCAUCAUCACGUUUCUACAUGUGUGGGAGACCAUCAUCUCGGUCAAGGCCAAUCUCUCCGUUAUCGACACCAAGUCCUUCUACUCGGAGCUCAACAGUCUCGUGCUGCUUCUGAAUGCCAAUGUGCCGGGCGUGAUCUGGCGACACUUGCUCGGCCUGUUCAACGAGGUGCUGUGUUACGGCAGUACACUGGCGUUGCAGGACGUGCUACCGGACGAACCGUGCUCCCUGGCGCACCUGAUUGUGCGCGCCGUCAAGGACUGGCGUGUGCUCGAUUCAUUGCCAUACCGUCACGGUUCCGGCAGGUUCGGCGGCGGCGAGGGCGAGGGCGAUCGUCCGCUGUUGCAGAAAAUGGUGCUGCUGGUGCUGAAGAGCGUCGCCGUGACGGUGCGGGAGACGCGCAGCGACUCCAGCGACUCGUCUCUCGGCUCCGAGAUCGAGGACCUCGACGAGGACAUGGCGGUGAUCGAGAGGAGUAUCCGCGAGGUGCUGCGCCAACUGGAUCAGUGCGUGAAAGCGUUGAUGCCCUUCCAUCCGGAGAUGCCGCUGUCGCAAUGGGUCGUGCAAAUGUUUCACGACCAGGACGACUUCCUGAUCGAGGGUAUGGUCUGCUGCCUGGACGUCGCCGUGGGCCUGUUUUAUCGCGGUCCGCCACAAAACGAUCUGGGCCAAAUGCUCAGCCCUACGUUGACCUUUGUGCAAUUCAUCCGCGGUGUGUCGUACGACACGGAACUCUUACUGGAUCUAUUGAUCAGCAACGAGACUUGCUUCCUGCUGUAUCUCUUGCGAUUUCUCAAGUACAUUAGGCGUAAUUGGUUCGAAUUUGUUAGGUGCUGCGGCCGCGAUCUGGACGACACGAUGCGGGUACUGAUAACGCUACGGCUGACCCUCGAAAGGCUGGUGUCCAAGAAUCUAUUUCCGUACAACAUUGCCCCGGUUCAUCGUCUACUCGAGAAAUGCGAGUCUUUUUACGAGGGUAACGUGGAUACAGAAACGUCCACGAAUAACAAUCACGCGUAAGAUAAAGGGGAUUCGGAAGAGGAGUUCUCAGAGAGAUUCGAAUCGCCACCAAGUCGAUAGUGUGUACAAAUUAUAGGAACGGAAUUGUAUUCUUCGAACUCCUGUUAGGAUUUUGCCAUCUGUAAAAUAUAUCUUGUGUAGUGUACAGAUCGCCGUAUACCGUCCUGUAAACGCAAAGCGGCCGAACUGAUUCGUCGCGAUUCCGUCUUCGGAGUUUAAGAAUUUCGAGAAGACAAGGGCGUUUUUUAUUUAUUAGUGUUUAGCGAAAUUUUUAAAUGUAGUUGGAAUUGCGAGACGGAGGAAUCUCCGUCGUUUACGAGUCGGCGAAGUUUUGAGAGUUGUACAACCAUGAUCAGGUCGGAAUAGUAAAGAAGAAACAAAAAAAACCGAAAUUCGCGUUGAUUGUCUCAAAACGAAACUGCACUCGUGUGUGGUGCUAAUGAAUUACGUUUUCGCCAAAGCACCAUUAAGAGCAUACAUAUUGAUGUAUACCACUAGUGUAAUAUUUAUAUGUAUACUUCGAGAGCUAUUUGUACAAUUUCCAGUCACACCUGUAAAUGUAGCUUUAUAUAUUUGAUAAAACAAAAUACCUGAGAAAUCUGUACAUAACUCACACAAGCAUCAGAGCCGACUUUGUAAUAACGAGACAAGUUUUGCCGGACAAAAUUUUUUUUUGCAUACUCUUUCAAUAAAUCUUAUGGGUUAGUCUCGUAUGAAUUAUAAUGCAGCUUAAUAGGGAAGAUGUAACACGUAGAAAAUUAUGUUGUCGUCAGCUCAGGUCUCGUACAGCUUACGUAAAGAAGAUAUUUUUAGUAUCAGAUUAUUUUUAAUUUAAGGAAACCAAGUCAAAAAAUACAAUGCAAAAUGUAAUUUUUUUACUAAUAUGAAAAAUUUCUGAUUAAUAUUUCUUGUAUCAUUGUACUCUAUUAAGAAAGAAAAAAAAUUAAUCUUUUUAUAAAACUAAAAUCUCGAGAAUUGAGAAAAAAACACGACGAUUAUUCGCAGUUGUUUCGAGAUUUCUUCUGAUGAAACAUAACUGUAAAUAAUGACAUUAACAACGUUAUACACGCGCAUUGCGUAUUCAACGUAAGAAUUUCUUUCUGUAAGUAAUGUAAUACACUAAAAUUCUUCACAUUUUUACUUUUAUAAAUUGUGGUGUCGUUUAAUUCAAUCUCCCCCUGUGAUUGAGCUUAGAAACGUACUCGCGAUUCUAUAACGAUGUAGAUUUCACUCUUUUAGGAAGAUCAGAUUCGACUGUAAUUGAAGGAUAUUUCUUUUUUUUUUUCAGUCAAAUAUUUAUUAUCAUCUUUCCCAAACGCAAGUCAAAUACAAUAUCCAUCAUCGAGACUUAUUAUGAUUAUAAUGUAGCCCGGCAGAUUGUCAGUGAUGCCCCGCGAUUAAUCGCGCAAUAACGUUCGAAUACAAUGAUUAGAGCGACGUAACGCGCUUAGCUCACCGUCCGGAUAUCUCCUUUUUUCUUCUCUCCUUUUAUCUUAGAAAGAUCCAUAUAGAAUUAAGGUUUGUUAGCCUUUCUUGGCUUAUCUCUUUUUUAUUAUAAAAUUACACUACUCUCUAUUUAGAAUUUGCAAAUAUAGCUCUAAUUAUUUAAAUCGUUCGAUCGGAGCGCGAUCGAGAAAUUUUGUGUCGAGAUGGACGACUUCCAGAAACACAAAAAUUUUCUUAUUAAAUAUUUAUAUUUGCGUA
Molecule: messenger RNA, 3944 nt
Organism: Monomorium pharaonis (pharaoh ant)
Lineage: Eukaryota; Metazoa; Arthropoda; Insecta; Hymenoptera; Formicidae
Gene: lin
Product: protein lines
Source: RefSeq, a predicted model, not a curated record